Molecule: messenger RNA, 1156 nt
Organism: Arabidopsis thaliana (thale cress)
Lineage: Eukaryota; Viridiplantae; Streptophyta; Magnoliopsida; Brassicales; Brassicaceae
Gene: GLIP6
Product: GDSL-motif lipase/hydrolase 6
Exons: 4
Coding region: 68-1156 (362 amino acids)
Cellular component (GO): extracellular region
Molecular function (GO): hydrolase activity, acting on ester bonds
Source: RefSeq, marked reviewed
UAUAUAUAUAUAUAUAUGUGUGUCAGUAUAUAAUCUCCUUUUAUAUGAUUAUAAACUCAUUUGUCCCAUGUCUUCUUCUUCUUCAAUGGACUUACUCAUGUGUCUGCUUCUUCUAAUCUCUCCGGUUGUUCUGGCCAAGUCUUCUUCCACCGUCCCUGCUAUCUUUACCUUCGGUGACUCUAUUUUUGACGCCGGAAACAACCAUUACAACAAAAACUGUACCGCUCAGGCUGAUUUUCCUCCUUAUGGUUCUUCCUUUUUCCACCGUCCUACUGGGAGGUUCACCAACGGAAGAACCGUCGCUGACUUCAUCUCGGAAUUUGUAGGCCUUCCAUUACAGAAACCAUUCUUGGAAUUGCAGAUUCAAAUCUUGAAUGGAACUUCAAACUUUUCAAAUGGCAUUAACUUUGCUAGUGCUGGUAGUGGUCUCUUGCUUGAUACCAACAAAUUUAUGGGCGUGACACCGAUCCAAACCCAGCUACAGCAAUUCCAGACACUUGUAGAGCAAAACCUUAUCGAAAAAUCUAUAAUCCAAGAGUCUCUCUUCUUAUUAGAAACUGGUUCUAACGACAUCUUCAACUACUUCCUCCCAUUCCGAGCUCCUACACUUUCUCCAGACGCUUAUGUGAACGCAAUGUUAGACCAAGUGAACAAAACGAUUGAUCAGAUCUACAAACUAGGCGCACGCCGCAUCGCUUUCUUCUCCUUAGGUCCUGUAGGUUGUGUCCCUGCAAGAGCCAUGCUUCCUAAUGCCCCAACCAAUAAAUGCUUUGGUAAGAUGAAUGUUAUGGCCAAGAUGUAUAAUAAAAGACUUGAAGAUAUAGUGAACAUAAUCCCCACUAAGUACCCUGGAGCCAUUGCGGUGUUUGGAGCUGUAUAUGGUAUCACUCACAGAUUUCAAACCUACCCUGCCCGUUACGGGUUUUCGGAUGUUUCAAACGCGUGUUGUGGGAACGGUACACUGGGAGGAUUGAUGCAGUGUGGAAGAGAAGGAUACAAGAUUUGCAAUAACCCAAAUGAGUUUCUGUUUUGGGAUUUUUAUCAUCCCACAGAACACACUUACCGUCUCAUGUCAAAAGCUUUAUGGAAUGGAAACAAAAACCAUAUCAGACCAUUUAAUCUCAUGGCUCUUGCCACCAACAAGAUCACAUUUUAA